Molecule: messenger RNA, 1719 nt
Organism: Chenopodium quinoa (quinoa)
Lineage: Eukaryota; Viridiplantae; Streptophyta; Magnoliopsida; Caryophyllales; Amaranthaceae
Exons: 7
Coding region: 67-744 (225 amino acids)
Source: RefSeq, a predicted model, not a curated record
UGCUGCAAUUCGGGUAUUAUUAAUUAUUCAGUGGAAAGGACUUUCAGGAAUCAGAGACAAGGUUUAAUGAUGGAGAAAGUUGGAAUUAAUACUUCUGACAAGAAUAGUGGCCAACAAAAUGAGUAUGAACAACAAAGGUUAAAGAGGAUUCAGGAUAAUAAGUAUAGAAUGCAAUCCUUGGGUAUCAAGCGCAUUUCAGCAUCCUUGACAAGUUUAGUGGAAAGCAAAAAAGAAAAUAAGAAGAUGAAGAAGAGCCAAAAUGUGACUAAGAUAGAUAAGGACUAUGUUCCAAACUUUGAUGAUGAGGAUGACAUGAAUUUUCUAGAUGAUAAUGAAUAUGAGAAAGAAGAUGAUAUUGCAAUGCCAAAGAAGGAUAAGCGUUCUGCAACUAAAGGAAAGCUGAAAAAAAGUCAAUUCAUUCCACCAAUGUGUGUGGCUAAGUUUUUUAAUAUGAAUAAAAAGCAACAAGCAGCAAUGGUAGGAGAUAAAACUUUUAAAUCACUUUCAAAAGCCAUGAAAGUUGUGGAACAAGCCAUUAGUAAUAAUCACGUACAAUCAAAUGCACAUCAAAAAAAUAUUGGUCAAGAUGAAGACAUACAAGAUAUCGAAGGAAUUGUAGAGGAUUUGAAUGAAAAUGCUGAUAAUGAGGUUGAAAUGAAUAAAGAUAUGAAUGAGCAUUUAUUUGAUGAUGAUGUUCAAAUGAAUCAAGAGGAUAUGGAGAUACACAAUGAUGAGGAUUUUUAAGUAACAGGUGAUGUAUCUACUCAUGUGGUUGAUGAUGAAUUAAAUGGAGAUAGAAGGCUUAUUGUAGUAGAAGGUGAUAUAAUAUACAUUGUAUUGUCUUUGUUGUUGUUUUUUUUUUCUUUUAUUUUUUUUUUUUGGAAAAAUGAUUUUAAUUAUUACUACUUUCGUAACUCUUAAUGUUUAGGUCCUGUUAAGAGAAGACGAGGGCCUAUAUAUAGCAGAAAGCUUUACUAUAUUGCCUCCUGGAGAAAAAAUAUAUGUGGAGUUUAAUAAGGAUGGCAUUCCUGUUGGAAAAAAUUCAUCACUCUUUGCUUUUUUCUUGGGUGAACAAGUAAGAAAUCGCGCCGUCAUUCCUUUGCAAGUUAAAGAUUGGGAAGACAUUCAGCCUGAUAAAAAGGAACAUCUUUGGAGUUGUGUUUUGGUAAGAAGCUUUUUUCAAAGUGUAACCCCUCAAUGACCCAUUCAAGUAACCCCACUUAAAUAACACCACUUAAGUAACCCUUCAAGUAACCAUCUAAUAACUCCUUACGUAACACCCGUCCUAGUAACCCUUGGCCCACCACCACCCCAAUACGCCAUGCCACCACCACCAUACACCAAAACCACAAACAAACAUAGAUCCAACCGAACCCACAACCAGAUCGUAAAAAAAAAUAAAAAUAAAAAAAUAAAUAAUAAAAAAAAAUUAUAUUAAAUCGAACAGAUACUUUUAAAAUUAACAAUGACUUCGAUUUUCACUUCAAGUAUGGCUAAAAAGGCCAAAUUGAAUCAUGAAAACUCUACAUCUAUAGUUUUUAUGGCCGAAUUUGGCCUUAAAAACCUUUAAUUUGUUUUCUGACGACAAUAACGAGGAGCUCCGACCUUGAAAACUCGAACUCAACUUCUCAUCAACGAUUUAACGAUUAUCUCUUCAUCAAAAAAUUUAAAUUCUGGAGAAAAAAAAGAUGAGAGAGAAUGAGGAGAGAGAGAGAAAGA